Messenger RNA from Gryllus bimaculatus (two-spotted cricket), 408 nucleotides. The record is from the annotation of a GenBank genome assembly. Lineage: Eukaryota; Metazoa; Arthropoda; Insecta; Orthoptera; Gryllidae.
AUGUCUCCGCUAGUGAAGGGACACAACGACAGGAACAGCUCGCAAAAGCCGCUGCGAUUGACCGCGCCGCCACCGGCGCACACUCUGGAACUGCGAACGAGUAGAGCGCGGUUUAGUGGUUGUGUGGGCAGAAGGAGCAUUUGGCUGUGUGUGCUGUCGCCACUGCGCCUGCGUGGUGUGCGCAGGAUAAGAUUUGAGCUACCAUCUAGUAAGGAGAAAGGAAAUGCUGCUAAGGUACGGAGGCGGACAGGGCAGAUGAUCCAUUGUCGUUUCUUCCCCGCCUGCCCAUUGGCUGUCAUACUUUGCCCUGGGAGGGAGGGAAGGAAUUAUUAUUUUGAGGUAAUUCACAGCGGUUUAAAAAAAGAAAGGGCGGGAUUCGAACACGCGACUCUGAUCAGAGACUGCUAA